Ricinus communis (castor bean) is the source of this 1594-nucleotide messenger RNA. Its product is annotated as patatin-like protein 2. The record is from RefSeq and is a predicted model, not a curated record. NCBI's taxonomy places the organism in Eukaryota, Viridiplantae, Streptophyta, Magnoliopsida, Malpighiales, Euphorbiaceae. Gene Ontology annotation, molecular function: glycerophospholipase activity; monoacylglycerol lipase activity. The transcript is spliced from 6 exons. The coding region runs from base 119 to 1387 and encodes 422 amino acids. Gene Ontology annotation, biological process: lipid metabolic process.
GGUUGCAUAUGAACCCAAUACAAACCCUAUAAAUAUGGAUGAAGAAACAUGAGUCAAGCCACAUUCAGACAAGAAUCUUAAACCCUCAAAACUAAACUUACCAUUUCAAGAAAACAAGAUGGUUUAUCCUCCUACUGAUGGCCAACGAGUAACUGUGCUCAGUAUUGAUGGAGGUGGAGUCCAAGGGAUAGUUCCCGCAGUUUUACUCAAUUUCCUUGAACAUCAACUCAAGGAACUUGAGAGGGAAAACGGGGGGAACGCCGACGAUGUAAGAAUCGCAGACUACUUCGAUGUGAUUGGAGGAACAGGCACAGGUUCUCUUUUGGCAGCAAUGCUGACUAAACCAAGCAAGCAGCAGCCUAUACGUCCUCAGUAUGACAUGUCCGACAUUAUUUCAUCCUUGAAAGAAAUAAGCCGUGACACAUUUCCAGAUGAGGAAGCGCUAUCUUUAGUCCAGAGAGCGGUGAACUUAGCAUCUGGCGCAUUUGGAUUGUUUACUUCAACGCUAAGGACUUUUCUUGAUCCACAGAAGAAUAUAUGGAGCAUUAUUGAUGAAUUUUGGGAAAGAAAUUGGGAAACUGACUGCCGUCCUGUGGAAGUGUAUAAUGAGAAGUUGAGAAUUAAGCUUGGAAAUACUAGACUUGAUGAGACACUAAGUGACGUAGUUAUCCCUGCUUUCUGUUUUGACACCUCAAGACCUGUAGUCUUCUCCACCAGUCAGGCAAAGAAGCUUCAUGAAAAAUGUAAUGAGGAUGUAACUCUAACAGAUGCAGUUCUAAGCUCGUCAGCUACCCCAACAGUUUUUCCCUUUCAUUCUUUCAAGUACUUGGGAAGAUUUGGCAGGUUUGCUGACGGCAGCAUCUUUGCCAAUAAUCCUACAUUGCUUUCCCUCACGGAAGGAGCAAACCUUCAUGGAAGCGGACCAAACUACAAUAAUCACCUGGUUCUGUCCCUCGGAACGAUCCGGCGAAGAGCUCCACCUAAUGAUAUUUGUGCACUCCCAUCUGUGAUCAUAGAUUACAUAUCAAAUAAAAUUUGGAAGGGCAUCAGGAGUCGCGUCUUGCAAUAUAUGUAUAUUUUAUUUGGUGACAUUACGGAAAUGUACAUGACGCAGAUGCUUCCUUCCCAGCUGCAUGAGGGCUGCCUAAAUUAUCUACGCAUCCAGGGCUUUGAACCAAAUAAUCUCGUGCCUUCCAUAGUUGAUGGAUCAGAAAGUGGGUUUGAGACUUUGAGAAGAGCUGCCAAUAAUAUUUUCAAGAGACCUGCCACUGUCGUGGAUCCAAAUACAGGAACUCAUGCUGAGCAGAAUUUCACUAAUGAACAAGCUUUGACAUAUUUUGCUCAGCAGUUGCAUAUUGAAAGGCAGAGGAGGCUUCUCAACGAAUAACAACAAAUAAAGACAAGCUGACAGUGAAGAACUGAGGAUAAAUUUAUACAGGCUUCUCAGUUGGGGGGACCUUAAUUGAUUUGUAUAUGGUGUUUAUUAAUUUAUUUUAAAUAAAGCCGGCAGGUCAUGAUUAUUGCCGCUCACAAAUCUUAAUUCAAUUGUAUCCAAAGAUGUAAUAAAUGAAAUAUGAAGUAAUUUAUCCUUAAA